AUGUCCUUCGAAGGUCUGCAGGAGCGCCUGACGGCCCUGCAAGAGACCACGGCCCAGCUCAAGGAGCUCAUUGACAGACUCCACAACCUCAAGUUCCAGCCGGGCUCGGUGCCCCUCGGUACGAACGAAGAAAACAGCGUCAGCGCCGAGCUGAGCUCAGAAAUCAGCCAGAUUCUCAGGGAAGAGGAGGAUGACUUGGAGCUUCUUGGGGAGGAAGUUGAGGACCUCAGGGACGGGAGGCCGGGGAGUGAGGCGGAGCAUACCAAGACCCGUCUCAAGGAUGGCGUGGAGAGGCUGAGGCAAGAACUCAAGAGUUCACGAGUCACAUUCCGCAAGGCGCAACUUACAGCGAAGCGCAACCUCUUGCAGGCGCAGCGUCUCGAGCGCGAACUCCUCCUUCAGUCCUACUCACAGCCCGUCUCCGAAGCAUCCUCCCCGUCCCUCGGUGCGCAAAAGCCAGACGUAAUCCGCCACCGACAGGUCCACCAGAACAGCCAGAACACAAGUUCCUUGACUGAGGAUGACAAGCAAACAGUUGGUGCAAGCAGCAACGUCACAAGUGCGCUGCGGCGCACGCAUGACCUCAUCGCCGCGGAGCUGGCCCGCAGCGAGUUCGCGCACCAGACCCUGACGGAAUCGUCAGCGGCGCUGGCGCAGCUCAACGACUCGUACGGUUCGCUCGACACGAUGCUUGCGAGCUCCAAGGACCUGCUGGGCACACUGCUCCGUUCCCAGAAGAGCGAUACAUGGUACCUGCAGACGGCCCUUUACAUGCUCAUGGUGACGGGCGCAUGGCUGCUGUUCCGGAGGCUGCUAUACGGACCAAUGUGGUGGCUAGUAUGGCUGCCGCUGCGACUGGUGUAUAACCUCACAGUUGGCGGCGGCGGGGCGGUUGUCAAGUAUGCCGGGUCUGGCACACCUUCGGAGGCGGUGGUGGUGAACGAGGGCAAGCUUGAUGUCGAGGGUUUGCCGGAUGACUCUCUGCCUACCGUGGACAUCGGGCGGGAGCCGCAGCGAUCGGCAGGCGGUGGAGAUCCCGAGUCGCUGGUCGAGAAGGUGGGUAGAAUUGUGGAGGAGAUGCCAGCAGAAAUCGGCGAGGAGACGACGACGGACGAGGGAGAGCCGGUAGAGGGUGAAGCUCUUGUUGACCAGGUGCCCAGCGACGAGCUGAAGCAAGGGACGCAAGAGGAAGUUAGGCAGCGAGAUGAGCUGUAG
This is a messenger RNA of Colletotrichum spaethianum, 1215 nucleotides long. RefSeq lists its product as uncharacterized. Lineage: Eukaryota; Fungi; Ascomycota; Sordariomycetes; Glomerellales; Glomerellaceae. Gene Ontology annotation, molecular function: SNAP receptor activity. Gene Ontology annotation, biological process: retrograde vesicle-mediated transport, Golgi to endoplasmic reticulum. Gene Ontology annotation, cellular component: SNARE complex; endoplasmic reticulum. The transcript is spliced from 2 exons. The coding region runs from base 1 to 1215 and encodes 404 amino acids. The record is from RefSeq and is a predicted model, not a curated record.